UGUCACCUGUGUGGUUGUCCCUCUCUGCAUUGUAUCCGGAGAUCAGUCAUGGCAGGGCUGCUCCAGCAUCCUCUCUUUACGGCAGAUUUAUAACUAUACCGUACACCCAAUGGGAGCCCAGAGCUGCGUUUUCCAAAUUCAUCUUGCUGAAAUCCCCUCGACAAAGCAAUGGUCCUAUUUCUGACCAACCCACCAAGGAUGGAUAAGGACAAAGACGACUUAGCCAAGAGGAUAUUAAACCUGACCAUAGAGAUCAUCUAUCUGCUGACUGGUGAGGAUUACACAAUAGUAAAGAAGACAUCUGCUGUGUCAGGGGGUAAGAGCAGGACCCAGAGCCCCAUUAAGGAGAAGAACAAUGAGAACAAGAUCCUAGAUCUCACCAACAAGAUCAUUGAGCUGCUGACUGGAGAGAGUGAAGAUCUAAAAAUUGUAGUAGUACCAGGAGAAGAGACGUAUGUGAGGACCGAUGCGCAAUGUAAAGAGGAGAAAAUUCCUGUAGAUAUCAGCAAAAAUGAACCAAGGGACCGAAAUCCUCCUGAGAGAUGUCCUUUGUAUUCCCAGCAUUUCACAGGAGAAGAUCACAAUGUGUCACAUGAUCAUGAGGAUGAAGAGGUGCUUGAUAUUAAAGUUGAGGAUUUAUCAAGUGAAGAAGAGACAUAUGUGAGGAGUGAUCUCCAAUGUAAAGAGGAGGAAAUCCCUGGGGAUGUCAGCACGGCAGAUAAUUGCAUCAGGAACCCAGAUAAAGGACAAAUUAUUUUAUUUCCAGAUUACAAAGUAGAGGAUCCUGAUAUCAGUCAAGAUAUAAAUGGAGAACGGACUUCUGGCCCAAAAAUACCCCCAGUCCUUUACAGCAGAGAUUCAUGGGAAAUAGUCCCCUGUUCUGAAUGCAGGAAAACUUUUACAAAGAAUCCUUCUCUGGAUAAGAGGACUCCCCAUACAGCGCAGUCAUGUUCACAAUGUGAAAAAUGUUUUAUUCGAAAAUCUACUCUUGUAGGACAUCAUAGAGUUCACAUUGGCAACAAGUUAUUUUCAUGUUCAGAGUGUGGAAAAUAUUUUUCACGUAAACAUCAUCUUGAACAACAUCAGAGGACUCACACAGGGGAGAAACCAUUUUCGUGUUUACAGUGUGGGAAGUGUUUUUCACGCAAACAUCACCUUGAGACGCAUCUGAGAAUUCACACAGGAGAAAAGCCAUUUUCAUGUUCAGAAUGUGGUAGAUGCUUUGCACAGAAAUCAGUUCUUACUGAACAUGAAAAAAUUCACACAGGCGAGAGACCAUUUUCAUGCUCGGAAUGUGGAAAAAAAUUUGCCCAGAAGUCCGUCCUUGUUGAACACCGGAGAACUCACACAGGGGAGAAACCAUUUUCAUGCUCGGAAUGUGGAAAAUGUUUUACUCGGAAAGCAACUCUAUCUGAACAUCAUAGAAUACAUAUACUGGGUAAACCAUUCUCAUGUUUGGAGUGUGGGAAAAAAUUUGCCCACAAAUCAGUUCUUGUUACCCAUCAGAGAAUUCACACAAGAGAAAAACCAUUUUCAUGCUCAGAAUGUGGGAACCAUUUUGCUCGAAAAUCAAUUCUUAUUGAGCAUCUGAGAAUCCACACAGGGGUGAAGCCCUAUUCAUGUUCUGAAUGUGGUAAACUUUUUAAACACAAUUCAAGUCUUUCCAUACACAAAAGAACUCACAAGGAUGAGCGGCCAUAUUCAUGUUCUGAAUGUGGGAAAUGCUUUACGCAAAAAUCUGUUCUUGUAGAACAUAAAAGAAUUCACACGGGAGAGAAACCAUUUUCAUGUUUAGAAUGUGGGAGAUGUUUUGCCCAAAAAUCUGCUCUUGUUAAACAUGAGAGAACUCACACAGGAGAGAAGCCAUAUCUCUGUUUGGAAUGCGGAAAAAGUUUUACCCAGAAAUCUUCCCUUGUUAAACACCAAAGAAGUCACACAGGACACAAGCCAUUUUCAUGCUCAGAAUGUGGGAAAUGUUUUACCCACAAAUCGGAUAUUAUGAGACAUGAGAGAACUCACACAGGAGCAAAGCCAUUUUCCUGUUCAGUGUGCAAAAAACAUUUUAAUCAUAAGUCAGAUUUUGUUCAUCAUCAGAGAAUUCAAAAAGGGAAAAGGCCGUUUUCAUGUUCCGAAUGCGGGGACUGCUUGACUCUAAAAUACGGGCGGAUUAGUUCCGGACAGGGGGCAGUGUUACAGAAGCAAAUCCUCCUCAUCUUGCUUGGUCCUAUAAUGACAGAUGACAGAAAGGAAACAGCCGAGAGAAUAAUAAACUUCGCCCUGGAGAUCAUCUGCCUGCUGACCGGAGAGGACUACACACUAGUGAAAAAAACAUCUGGAGAGUGUGGCUCACCAAGUAGCCGUCCCUGUGUGUCACCAGAAUGGAGUAAAUCCCUGAGCUCCAUCAUGGAGCCUACAUCCUAUUCACUGAUACAAGAGAAGAUCCUAGAUCUCACCAACAAGAUCAUUGUGCUGCUGACUGGAGAGGAUGAAGAUUUAUUAAAUGUUAAAGUUGAAGAACUGGAGGUAGAAGAAGAAGAAGAGACAUAUGCAAGCAGCAGUCAGCAGUGUAAGGAGGAAGAAAUUCCUAUAGUUAUCAGCCCUGAUGUACCAAGUGACAGCAGUCCCCCAGAGACUUGUUCAAGUCCUAUGUUUUCCCAGUGCUGGCAAGAGGAGAUUCACAUUACUGCACAGGAUCGUCAGGAUGAAGAUAUGAAUACAUUUAAAGUUGAGGGUAUACAGAGUACAGAAGAGACCUAUAUGAGUGAUGAGCAGUGUAAAGAAGAGGAAAGUCCGGUACAUAUAACCCCAGAUGACUGCAGCAGGAACAACGGAGGACAGAGCCCCCUAUCACCAGAUAAUGGAGCUGAAGAUAUCACACAAGGUAAAUGUAGAGAACACCUCGUCAUUUCCAAUAUAUACCCAGCCCUUCACAGUAGAGAACAAACAUCCGAUCCUUUCAAUCACAAGGAACAUUUUCCUGAUCCAUCACCAAUCGUUAAUGAAAGUGCAGAUCACGGAGCAGGUAAAAUAUUUACAUGUUCUGAAUGUGGAAAACAUUUUAAGAAGAACUUGAGUCUUUCUAUGCACAAGAGAAUUCACAAUGAUGAGCGGCCAUAUUCAUGUACAGAAUGUGGGAAAUGUUUUACGAAGAAAUCUAUUCUUGUGGAACAUCAGAGAAUCCACACAGGGGAGAAACCGUUUUCAUGUUCAGAAUGUGGGAAAUGUUUUACCCAGAAAUCAUCCCUUGUUGAACAUCAAAGAAUUCAUACAGGGCAGAAGCCCUUUUCAUGUGCAGAAUGUGGGAAAUGUUUUACUCAGAAAUCAGUUCUUGUUAAGCAUCAAAGAAGUCACACUGGGCAUAAGCCAUUUUCAUGUUUGGAAUGUGGGAAAAGUUUUACCCAGAAUUCAGAUCUUGUUAAACAUCAGGUAACUCACACAGGGGAGAAGCCAUUUUCAUGUUUGGAUUGUGGUAAAUGUUUUGCACGUAAAGACUAUCUCGAGAGACAUCAGAGAACUCACAGAUUCAAGAAGCCAUUUGGAUGUUCAGUAUGUGGGGAAUGUUUCACACACAUAUCAAAUCUUGUUGACCACCAUAAAAUUCACAUGUGGGAGGGGUCAUUUUCAUGUUCAGAAUGUGGGGAAUGUUUUACGCACAUAUCAGAUCUUGUUGACCAUUAUAGAAUUCACACUCAGGAGAAGUAGUUUUCAUGUUCCAAAUGACAAAAAUCGAUUCAUUUACUGAAUAUUGAAAUGUUAAAGGGGUUAUCCAGGAAUGGAAAAACGGCUUAUUUCUUCCCAAAACAGCACCACACCUGUCCUAAGGUUGUGUGCAGUAUUACAACUUGGCUCUUUUCACUUCAAUGGAAUUGAGCUGUAAUACCACACACAAUCAGAUGUCGUGCUGUUUUUCUAAUCCUGUAUAACCUCUUUAAAUCCUGAAAUCAACUCAAAUUGUUGUAUAUUAGAAAAAUAACACAGGAAGAUGCUAUUUUCAUGUUCAAAUGUUAUCAUAAAAUCAGAUGAUAGUCAGAGAAUUUCCACCAGAGACUAUUCUCCUAUAAAGCAGCUGUCAGUAAAAGUUUUUUCUGCAUGUUUUUGCCUAAUUUAUUGCCGAAUGACGUAAUAAAGAUGGUAAAUGUUUUGU
Messenger RNA from Hyla sarda, 4144 nucleotides. RefSeq names its product oocyte zinc finger protein XlCOF7.1-like. Lineage: Eukaryota; Metazoa; Chordata; Amphibia; Anura; Hylidae. Gene Ontology annotation, biological process: regulation of cytokine production; regulation of immune system process; negative regulation of transcription by RNA polymerase II. The transcript is spliced from 15 exons. The coding region runs from base 169 to 3702 and encodes 1177 amino acids. The record is from RefSeq and is a predicted model, not a curated record.